GAAAGAGCCGAGGAGGCAACGGCGCGUCCAUAAGAGAGGAAAAAGAGAGACGGAUCCACCCACCCGUCGCCCCGCCCACACGAAACCAGAGCCCCCGUCCCACCAGACCCGGGCCCGGCGCGGCGGAGAGGGGUGGGAGGGAUGUGCGAGGGGCGGCGGCUGCCCGACGCGAGCCGGCCGGCGUGCGCGGCGACGGAGCUGCGGCGGAGGGAGGCGGCCGCGGACGCGCAGCUGGCUGCGGCGCGGGCGCGGCUGGCGGAGGCGCUGGCGGAACUGGAGCGGGCGCGGGCGCGCGCCGCAGAGCUGCAGCGCCGCCUCGAGCAGACCUACGGCAAGCGGCGCCGGCUCGUGGAAGAGGCGCGCGGCCGGAUCCACGAGAUCCGCGCGCGCCUCCACGAGGGAGGAGAGCAGGAGCAGCAGCUCCCCGCGGAGGCCGAGCCCGACCCCUCCACCGCCGGUGCCGCUGCCACUUCCUCCUCCUCUUCUCCUUAGGGGCAAGUGGCAGUUGGAUGACGCCUGUUGCUGCCGCUUCUUUCCCAUUUUUUUUCUUUUCACAUUGGGAGCUACUAGCUAGGCUAGGGUAUGUAAUAUACGACUGAGUGAUCUACGGAGCAUCAGAAACUUGCUCAAUGACUGAAUUUGAUUGGAAGUUAGUACUAGAAACAUUCUAAUGCUACAAGAAAUUAAGCUCAGGUCCUCGUUGGCCAUCUCA
Messenger RNA from Phragmites australis (common reed), 712 nucleotides. RefSeq lists its product as uncharacterized. The record is from RefSeq and is a predicted model, not a curated record. The transcript has 2 exons. Bases 142 to 492 code for a protein of 116 amino acids. Lineage: Eukaryota; Viridiplantae; Streptophyta; Magnoliopsida; Poales; Poaceae.